Ochotona princeps (American pika) is the source of this 5226-nucleotide messenger RNA. RefSeq lists its product as uncharacterized. Gene Ontology annotation, molecular function: nucleic acid binding; RNA-DNA hybrid ribonuclease activity; aspartic-type endopeptidase activity. Gene Ontology annotation, biological process: proteolysis; virion assembly; DNA integration. The record is from RefSeq and is a predicted model, not a curated record. NCBI's taxonomy places the organism in Eukaryota, Metazoa, Chordata, Mammalia, Lagomorpha, Ochotonidae.
AUGGGACAAUCCAUUACCACCCCACUUAGCCUUACUUUACAGCAUUGGCGAGAUGUCCAGGACAUAGCUAACAAUCAGUCAGUAGAUGUCCGCAAGAAAAAAUGGAUUACCCUCUGCUCCUCAGAGUGGCCAACCUUCAACGUUGGCUGGCCAAGAGAUGGAACCUUUAAUCCUAAUAUUAUUUCACAGGUCAAACACAAAGUGAUGGAUCCUGGUCCUCAUGGUCAUCCAGACCAGGUGGCCUAUAUAAUUACCUGGGAGGCCCUCAUUCAUGCUCCACCUCUGUGGGUCAGGCCUUUUAUUACUCUUAAACCACCCUCUACCCCUAUCCCCUCUGCUCCUCCUCCCCUUCCAACCCCUGGGCGCCCCUCUCAGUCUUCACUCUACCCAACCCUUGUCAAACCCACACAGAUCCAAAAUGCAAAAAAGAAAUCACCCAAAGUUAAGGUCUUACCCCCAGGAGAAGAUCUUGUAAUGGACCUGCUGGCUGAGGAACCUCCACCAUAUCAAGAUCAACAAGCGGCAGAAGCUGAACCGGAAGAGACCCCAGCCGCCGAUCCUGCACCUUCCCCGAUGGCAGGGCGGCUACGAGGGCGUCGGGAACAACCUCCUGACUCCACUUCCCGUGCCCUCCCCCUGCGGGCCGGUCCCAAUGAUCGGCUCCAGUACUGGCCGUUUUCUGCCUCUGAUUUAUACAAUUGGAAACAUAACAAUCCCCCCUUUAGCAAGGACCCCUCUAUGCUAACCUCUUUGAUUGAGUCUAUUUUAGUGACACACCAGCCCACUUGGGAUGAUUGUCAACAGUUAUUACAGACAUUACUGACGACCGAGGAAAAACAACGGGUUUUCCUGGAGGCCAGGAAAAAUGUUCUAGGAGACAAUGGCCGCCCCACCCAACUACCCAAUGAGAUUGAUGCAGCCUUUCCCCUGGAGCGGCCCAAUUGGGAUUUCACUACGGAUGAUUGUAGGAACCACCUGCGUCUCUAUCGCCAGUUGCUCAUAGCGGGUCUCCAUGGGGCGGCACGGAGCCCCACCAAUUUGGCUCAGAUCAAGCAGGUAGUACAGGGGUCCGAGGAAACUCCCUCGGCAUUUCUUGAGCGGCUAAAAGAGGCCUACCGUAUAUACACCCCAUAUAACCCAGAAGAUCCCGGGCAAGCCACCAAUGUGGCCAUGUCCUUCAUCUGGCAAUCAGCUCCAGACAUUAGAAAGAAACUUGAGAGACUUGAUAAUCUCAGAGAAAGCUCUAUUCAGGAUUUACUUAAAGAGGCAGAACGUAUUUUUAAUAAGCGUGAAACUCAGGAAGAAAGAGAUGAGAGACUUAAAAAGGAAGCAGAAGAACGUGAUGAAAGGUUGAGACGUGAAGCCGAAGAGAGAGAGAAUGUCAGAGAUCGCAAAAGAAAUAAAGAAAUAAGUAGGCUAUUAGCCACCAUAGUGUCAGGACAAACUCAGGAGAGACGAGGAGGGGAUCGGAGGAGCCCCCAGGUAGAUAAAGAUCAAUGUGCCUAUUGCAAGGAAAGAGGACAUUGGGCCAGAGAUUGCCCUAAGAACCCAAAGAGACUUAAAAGACCAGGGCACCAGACUCCCAUAUUGACUCUAGAAGAUUAGAGAGGUCAGGGCCAGGAGCCCCCUGAGCCCAGGAUAACUCUUAAUGUUGGGGGGCAACCUGUCACCUUCCUGGUGGAUACCGGGGCACAGCACUCGGUGUUGACCCAUGCCCCGGGACCUUUGAGCGACAGAUCGGCUUGGGUCCAAGGAGCGACCGGAGGGAAAAGAUACCAUUGGACGACUGACCGAAGAGUGCAGCUGGCAACUGGUAAAGUGACUCAUUCUUUUCUACAUGUUCCUGAUUGCCCCUAUCCAUUAUUGGGACGGGAUUUGCUUACCAAACUAAGGGCGCAUAUACAUUUCGAGAGUAAUAGGAUUCGAAUAACUGAUCCAAAGGGAGCGCCUCUCCAGGUCCUCACCCUCCAAUUAGAAGACGAAUACAGGUUAUAUGAGAUUCUGGAGCCAAAUAAUACAGAGAUAAAAAAUUUAAACUUAGAUUCUUGGAUAAAGAGAUUUCCUAUGGUUUGGGCGGAAACCGGAGGGAUGGGCCUUGCACUCCGGCAGCCACCUCUGGUCAUUGAACUGAAAGCCACUGCGACUCCGGUCUCUAUAAAGCAGUACCCAAUGUCCCAAGAAGCUUAUCAGGGCAUCAGACCACAUAUCAAGAGACUUCUGGAUCAAGGCAUUUUAGUUCCUUGCCGAUCACCUUGGAAUACCCCGCUUCUUCCAGUAAAGAAGCCGGGAACAGAGGACUAUAGACCUGUACAAGAUUUAAGGGAAGUUAAUAAAAGAGUGGAAGAUAUUCAUCCCACUGUGCCUAACCCCUAUAACUUACUUAGCACACUUCCACCUACACAUAUUUGGUAUACAGUUUUAGAUUUGAAGGAUGCCUUCUUUUGUCUCAGGCUUAGUCCCCAAAGCCAAUCUUUGUUUGCUUUUGAAUGGAAGGACCCGGACUUGGGACUCUCAGGUCAACUGACCUGGACCAGGUUACCUCAAGGCUUCAAAAAUAGUCCCACAUUGUUUGAUGAGGCUCUCCAUCGGGACCUCGCAGAUUUCAGAGUCCAGAAUCCGACUCUAAUACUUCUACAGUAUGUGGAUGACCUCCUAUUGGCAGCAACCACCGAAACAGAUUGUCGACAGGGCACUGAGUCCCUGUUACAAACUUUGGGACAAUUAGGCUACAGAGCCUCCGCAAAGAAAGCACAGCUCUGCCAAACCCAGGUCACAUAUCUAGGAUAUCAGUUAAAAGAUGGACGGAGGUGGCUGACUACCGCCCGCAAGCAGGCGGUGACCAACAUUCCCGCCCCAAGGAAUUCUCGUCAACUACGAGAAUUCCUGGGGACCGCGGGUUUCUGCCGCCUAUGGAUUCCUGGGUUUGCUGAAAUGGCAGCCCCCCUUUACCCCCUUACAAAGCAGGGAGCAACGUUUAAUUGGGGGUCUGAGCAGCAACAGGCCUUUGACGAUAUCAAGCAGGCUCUUCUGACUUCUCCCGCUUUGGGCCUUCCCGAUGUCACGAAGCCCUUUGAAUUGUUUGUGGAUGAAAAGCAGGGCUACGCAAAGGGAGUCCUGACCCAAAGAUUGGGGCCCUGGAGGCGACCUGUAGCCUACCUCUCUAAGAAACUGGAUACUGUUGCCUCUGGCUGGCCACCUUGUUUGCGGAUGGUGGCAGCUAUAGCCGUUUUAACUAAGGAUGCUGGCAAAUUGACUUUGGGACAAUCAUUGACUAUCUUGGCGCCUCAUGCAGUUGAGGCCCUAAUCAAACAACCGCCAGACCGUUGGCUCUCCAAUGCCCGUAUGACCCAUUAUCAAGCUAUGCUCCUAGACACGGACCGGAUACACUUUGGACCGGUUGUUGCCUUAAACCCAGCAACUCUGCUUCCCCAACCGGAGGAUAUAGAGCAGCAUGACUGCCUACAGAUCCUCGCAGAAGUACACGGGACACGACCAGACCUAACGGAUCAGCCCCUCAAGGACGCGGACUUCACCUGGUAUACGGACGGGAGCAGCUUCAUAGAUAAUGGAGAACAGAAAGCCGGAGCAGCAGUAACCACAGAGACUGAGGUAAUCUGGGCUAAGGCCCUUCCAUCCGGGACUUCAGCCCAGAAGGCUGAACUCAUCGCCUUGACCCAGGCGCUCCAAAUGGCAAAAGGUAAGAGGCUUAACGUUUAUACUGAUAGCCGUUAUGCUUUCGCCACGGCACAUAUUCAUGGAGAAAUAUACCGAAGGCGAGGGUUACUGACUUCAGAGGGCAAAGACAUUAAAAAUAAGUCUGAAAUCUUGGCUUUACUUAAGGCCCUGUUUUUGCCUCGAAAAUUGAGUAUCAUCCAUUGCUUAGGACACCAAAAAGGACAGAGCCCAGAAGCUCGGGGCAAUCGACUGGCAGACACUGCUGCCCGGGAAGUGGCUCUGGAGAACAAAACUCCGCCCCGAGCUCUUUCUCUAACUACCCAGGAAAUGCGGUCCAACCUGGAUACCUCUUUUGAGUAUGGCCUUGGAGAUAUAAGAAUUUUACAAGAAUUAGGGGCACAAUAUGAUGCUGAAAAAGGAUAUUGGAUAUUUCAUGGUAAACCUGUAAUGCCCCAAAAGCAAACUCGUGAAUUAAUUACCUGCUUACAUAAAUUAACCCAUCUCAGCAGCAGAAAAAUGAAAAUCCUUCUGGAUAAAGAAGAGAGUCCUUAUUUCCUACUAGGGAAAAAUAAAAUCUUACAAACUGUAGUGGAUGAAUGUACGGCGUGUGCGCAAGUUAAUGCGGGAAAAACCAAAGUAGGACAAGGAACUCGAGUGCGAGGACACCGCCCUGGGACUCACUGGGAAAUUGAUUUCACCGAGGUAAAGCCUGGACAAUAUGGUUAUAAAUAUCUUCUAGUAUUUGUGGAUAACUUCUCAGGAUGGGUAGAGGCUUUCCCCACUAAGCACGAGACUGCAAACGUUGUGACCAAGAAACUGUUAGAAGAAAUCUUCCCAAGGUAUGGUAUGCCUCAGGUAUUAGGAACAGAUAAUGGGCCUGCUUUUGUUUCUCAGAUAAGUCAAUCAGUGUCUAAGUUACUGGGGAUCGAUUGGAAAUUACAUUGUGCUUACCGACCCCAGAGUUCAGGACAGGUAGAACGAAUGAAUAGAACCAUUAAGGAGACUUUAACCAAAUUUACCCCUGCAACUGGCUCUAGAGACUGGGUGCUCCUCCUUCCAGUAGCCCUUUACCGAAUUAGAAAUACUCCAGGACCACAUGGUCUCACUCCUUUUGAAAUCUUGUACGGUGCACCUCCGUCCCCCGUUAGUCUUUCUAGCUCAAAUUUAAUUCCUUAUUUUGCCAAUAAUCCUUCUUUAAAAGCUCAUUUGCAGGCCUUACAACUUGUACAGCGAGAAAUCUGGAAACCACUUGCAGCUGCCUACAAGGACCAGACGGAUCAACCAGUGGUACCCCACCCUUUCCAGAUAGGAGACUCUGUGUGGGUCCGCAGACACCAGACUAAGAACCUGGAACCUCGGUGGAAGGGUCCUUACACCGUCCUUUUGACCACACCAACAGCACUCAAAGUAGACGGCAUCUCAUCUUGGAUCCACGCCUCCCACGUCAAGGCUGCCCACUCUUCAGAGGAAGAAAGCAACGCCACGACAACAUGGAAAGUCCAACGCACUCAAAAUCCUCUAAAGAUAAGACUUACCCGUGGGGCUCCCUGA